AUGCCUAACCCAUGGGUCCUCCGCCUUGCCAUCCUCUUCGCCCUCUACGCCACCUUCCUAUCAGUCUACAUCCUCGUAUCUCCUCUUCCUGCGAUUCACCUAUUUGGUCUAGAACCAUACUAUUCGACGCCAACGUCGCCAUCCUCUCUUGUUCCCUUCAUCACUAUCUUCGGCGGUCGCAACUUUGCUCUCGGGCUGGCGAUGCUGGCGCUCUACUGGCAGGGCAUGUAUAGGGCAAUGGGCACGAUUAUGAUAUGCUGCACGGUAUCUGGCGCUGUGGACACGGUUGUGAUGAGCUUGUGGGGCAUGGCAGGGAAGGCUAUGGGGCACGGCGUUGGGUGCGUACUCCUCGGGUUGACAGGCUGGGGUCUGCUGGAAUCGGAGACCGCAGGGGGUAGAGAAAAGAGGUCUGCAGACGCUGUGGAAUAG
Letharia columbiana is the source of this 429-nucleotide messenger RNA. RefSeq lists its product as uncharacterized. The record is from RefSeq and is a predicted model, not a curated record. Lineage: Eukaryota; Fungi; Ascomycota; Lecanoromycetes; Lecanorales; Parmeliaceae. The transcript has a single exon. The coding region runs from base 1 to 429 and encodes 142 amino acids.